This is a messenger RNA of Eriocheir sinensis (Chinese mitten crab), 2070 nucleotides long. RefSeq lists its product as uncharacterized. The record is from RefSeq and is a predicted model, not a curated record. The transcript is spliced from 6 exons. The coding region runs from base 163 to 1182 and encodes 339 amino acids. NCBI's taxonomy places the organism in Eukaryota, Metazoa, Arthropoda, Malacostraca, Decapoda, Varunidae.
GUUCGAAGUGGUUGACCGAGGAGUGAGACUUAGGUUGGUUUCAAGUAAGGCGUCGGGAAGGAAACGGCGUAGGAAGUCAACCUGUUAAGUCAGUGGUGUGGUGAGCCAGGACGCCCCCAGGUCUGAGUGUCGCCAGUGCCCGCCGCCGCAGCCUCCGCCACGAUGCCGCGCCCCGCCAACGCCAAGAAGAAGCGUGGGUUCAUGUUCGGCAGCCUUCUCAUGUGCUGCCUCUCCGCCUCCCUGCUGGCCACCUCCUUCGCUACGGAGUAUUGGUUCGUGUCAGACUCUAAGUGGUUCCAGGGAGAGAGUGUCAUUGGCAACGGCGCCGUCUACUUUGGUCUCUUCUCGGGAAUGAACGAGUUUCUUGAUACGACGUCCAACCGGAUUCACACUCUCUACGUGGUGUGUCUGGACGGGGACUGCAUGUACAGCUGCGCAACGACCAAGGAGACCCGCGAGGAGCAGCUGCAAAUGCUACUGGACGGGGAGACGGUGGGCCUCAAAGUGAACUGCCCGAGAGGACAAGACAGCAACGCAAGAAGCCCGCUCAUGAUGCUCCACUCGCUGCCCGGCCAGACCAAGGGAGCUGUUGAGAGCCCUGGACAGACACAUUUACUGAACCCACUCUAUCCGGCGCCACUAAGUCCGGAUUCUGCAGGUGUGAAGGCAGAGGGUAUCGAACACAUGCCCCCAGAACCCCUGUACGACCCUCGCGCCACGGAGACCACCUCGGAGGCGCCCACAUCGGACGAUCUCGAGUUCAUGGAUUACGGUCUGUGGGUUGGGACCAUCGCGUGCCUGAGUGCCGGGCUGCUGAUGGCCGUGGUGGGCGCGCUCUUCGCCGUGGUCAACACUGCAACCACGCCCGUCGAGGCCAUCACGGGCGUACCUGGACUCUACCUCUGGAACGCACUGGCAGCUAUCUUCGACAUGAUCACCGUUAUCCUGUGGGCCGUCCAGUUCCAUAAGCACCUCUCCUCCAACGUUCUCCUCUACGACUCCAGCGACGGAUGGACUACUGAAGGCAUGGAGGUCUUCGGCUACUCCUUCUGGCUGGUCGUGGUCGCUAUCUUCGUCCACGUCGCUAACAUCGCCAUCAUCGCUAUCGGAACAUACGAGCCAAAGAAGAAGACUCAGCUGGAGGCGCCGGACAGCAAGGGCGGGAACAUUAUGCUCUACUGAGGAGGCUGCAACUCAUCCGCCAUGCCGCCUCAUCCACUCCUGACCCUCCUCUUCCCUUCCUCUUCCUCCCUCCUUGGUGGUGCCGAUGGGGGAGAGGAUGGGAGAGGACGCCACUCGUCGGUCUGAUCGCUACAGUAAAUAAAGGUGUAAAGACGGACUUGGCAGCGGACACAAAGCCGGGAGUGGAUGGAGAGGACCUUGAGUGUUGUGAGUGUCCGCGGGAAGGGCGAAGAAAAUCUGGUCCCAGGAAGAAGGGGAAAAAGUGACGAGAAAGAGGAAAGGCGGAAAUCUCGUGCCAGGAAAACGGGAAAAAAAUGACAAAGCGAAAAUAAGAUGUCAGGAAGGGAAAAAAAAAAACAGAAAAUGCGAAAAUCUGGUGCUUGGAAGAAGGGAAGAAAGUGACGAGAUACAGGAAAGGGGGAAAUAUCGUGCCAGGAAGGAAAAAAAUGACAGAAAAUGCGAAAAUCUGGUGUCAGGAAAGGAAGGGGAAAAAAAGAACAUAGGGUAUAGGAAAAUAGUGACAUAAGAAAGGAAAAAUCUGAUGCCAGGAAGGGAAGGAAAAAAAGAAGAGAGGGGAAUGGAAAAAUAGUGACAGGAAAAAGUGAAAAAAAGCGAAAAUCUGAUGCCAGGAAAGGAAGGAAAAAAAAGGAGAGAGGGAAAUGGGAAAAUAGCGACAGAAAAAAGCAAAAAUCAGGACCCAUGAAUGAUAGGAAAAAAAAGUAACAGAAAAUGCGAAAAUCAGGUGUCAGGAAGGGAAGGGAAGGGAAGAAAAAUGGCCAGGAUAAGUUGGAUGCAUGUCUUGUGUUAGGGAGCUGUAUGUACGAGGGCGGAAAGUUGAGGUUUAUAAUAAAUGCUUUUAAUGUACAGUGGUGGUAGCGAAGCCAUGAA